CGAGAGCCGUGUCAGUUCCCCGUCGAGCGCCCUCGUGCCGCGUGGCUCUCUUGCGUCUUGCUCCCCGAGAGUCAGAUCAAAAGUGAGCAAGCAUGAUGAUCUUCGGCGAUUCGACAAGAGAAUUAAGCCACGGGGCAUGCUGAUCACGGGCGGUCCGGAGCGGAUUAAAGUGCAAGUGUAUGGAAAAGUGACGAAAGACGGAGGGAAAGUGAACAGUGCAGACACGUGGUGGACACCACUUGAGCGUGACUCAAGAGAUUGUGCUGACGUGUUUAAUUUGAGGAGUUACCCUCAUGUGGCUCCAGCCGCACAGGUGGGGGUUGCGCCGGCACCAGCCGCAGCUGCAGCUGGCAGUCGUCCUGACUUGCCUUUUCUUCCUACAGCUGGUAUCGGCACAGAGCGGGGCCGGCGUGUCCUACCCCGACGAGCAGGACGGCGGCCCCUGGGACCCCGCUGAGGACUACGGCGAAGAGGAUGAGGAUCUCCGCGGCUCCAUCACGGCCAACACGGCGUUCGACGGCCAGGUGGACGAGGCCAACGGGCCUUGCUCGGACUACAAGCCCGGGGAGGACGACCUGCAGGCCUUUGACUUCAUCCGCAAGUUCCGCCUCGACCUGCUCGGCACCGAGUUUCCCGGGGUGACACGCGUCCGCGGCUCCAACCGCGUCCAGACCGCGUACCGCCUGGAGAAGGAGGCCAACCUCACCCUGCGCACCAGGGACAUCUUCCCCACCGGGCUGCCGGAGCAGUUCUCCUUCGUGUGCAGCUUCCGCGCGCGCAAGGUGCCCAGGACGUCCUGGCACCUGCUCCGGGUGACGGGGGCCUCCGGCGACACGCAGCUGGCCGUGCAGCUGAACCCGCACCGCGAAAGCGUCGAGCUGCAGCUGGCCGACUACCAGGGUCAGAUACAGACCGUCGCCUUCACCAACGCCGUGAAUGUCUUCGACAAAAACUGGCACAAGAUCCACUUCGGCGUGUUCCGAGACCGCGCGGUGCUCUACGUGGACUGCGAGGAGGCGUCCUCCGAGCCGUUGGGGCCGCGGGGGCACCUGGACGCCAACGGGCGCAUCUCCAUAUCCAAGAUGGUGGACAGCCAGCAGACAGUGCCCAUGGACCUGCAGUGGAUGGUCAUGAGCUGCGACCCACACCGGCCAGAGAGGGAGACUUGCGAUGAGAUCCCGAAAGUGCCCUCGAAGAGGCCGCCCACGUCCAUCGUCGUGCCAGCCUCGUGCGAAACCAUUUGUCCGCAGGGCCCACCCGGCUUGAACGGCUCCGCGGGUGUCGCUGGACCGCCGGGCCCCGCCGGGUUCCCGGGGCCCCAGGGCCUCACCGGCCUCCCCGGCCUGCGGGGCGAGCCGGGCCCUCCUGGCUUCAGCGGGCCGGCGGGCUUGCCCGGGCCCGCGGGGAUGGUCGGACCUAGCGGCCUGCCAGGCCCGCCCGGUAUCAAGGGCGAGCGGGGAGACAUGGGCGCCAGGGGGCUGACCGGAGAGAAGGGAGACCACGGCGAAGCGGGCUACCCCGGAGUGCCCGGCCCACCUGGACUGCCGGGGCUUCGCGGACCGCCGGGCGACGUGACCAGAGCUCCUCCGGUGAUCGGGCCGCCAGGACCCAUCGGCCCUGCAGGUCCCCCGGGUCCUGCGGGAUUCGAGGGGGGCACUGGCCCUCGUGGCUUCCCCGGGGAGCCAGGACUGCCCGGGGCGGCUGGCAGGGACGGCCUCCACGGCGAGAGGGGCCUCAAGGGCGAGCGCGGAGAGCAGGGGUUGAUGGGAUUGACCGGCGCCCAAGGACCACCGGGACUGCCGGGAGCGCCUGGCUUGCCGGGGGCGCAGGUGGAGGGAGAACACGUUCCAGGUCUUCCAGGUCCCCCAGGACCUGCUGGAGAGGCAGGCUUUCCUGGAUUGCCGGGUCCUAAGGGCAGCAAAGGGUCACAGGGAGACCGGGGCGAGUUUGGCGCGCGUGGAGACAAAGGUGACAGAGGCCCAGCGGGCAUGCCCGGACUGGACGGUCUUCGAGGAGAACCGGGCAGGGAUGGCCUGCCGGGGCCCUUGGGGCUCAAGGGAGAGCCCGGCCUGAUGGGACCAGUCGGACCGCAGGGCCAGCCGGGCCUCAUCGGCCUGCCCGGGCCGGCGGGCGUCCCCGGCCUCCCCGGCGCCAUGGGCUUCAAGGGUGACGCCGGGAUGCCCGGGGCGCCCGGACUGCCGGGCUCGGCUGCGGGGAUGGGUGAGCCGGGCGCCCCUGGCCGCAUGGGACCGCCGGGGCCCCCCGGCAACGACGGCCUCCGCGGCGACAAGGGCGACGCCGGCCCCCAAGGCCUCCAGGGCCUGCCGGGGCUGCCCGGCGCACAGGGCUUCCCUGGAAAGGACGGCGCGCCGGGCCAGGACGGCCUCCCGGGCCGCCCCGGCGAGCAGGGCCUGCGAGGCUUCGAGGGCGCUCAGGGCAUGCCCGGCAAGCCUGGUCUGCAGGGGCUCAUGGGGAAGCUGGGCCAGAAGGGAGACGCCGGCGAGAAGGGUGAGACGGGACCAGUCGGGCCGCGCGGGCUGCCCGGCAACACGGGCUCUGCGGGGCUGCCGGGCGUCCCCGGUACGAACGGCAUGCCGGGCAUGGAGGGCAAGCCGGGCCCGUCCGGCCCACCGGGACCUCCAGGACCCCCCGGGGAGGUCGUCCACGGGCCCAUCGGCUACCUGGAGGCCAGCGGCCACCCUGGCGCUGCGGGGGCCCGCGGGCCGCCCGGGCCACCGGGAGUGGCCGGCGAGCGUGGACCCGGCGGUGAGCGGGGCCCGGAGGGGGCGCCGGGGCUGCACGGCAUGCCGGGCAAAGAGGGACCUCCAGGCAUUCCGGGAGCGCCCGGCCAGCGAGGACAGCCCGGGCCGCAGGGGCUGGCGGGGCCGCCGGGUCGGACGUACACCGAGGCGGAGCUCAGGGAGAUAUGUGCGUCCGUCUUGCGAGACCAACUCACGGAGCUGACGGCGUCCCUCAUUGGCCCGCCCGGACCCCCGGGCAGAGGGCGCCCCGGGCGGCAGGGUUCACCGGGACCGCAAGGCCUCCAAGGCGAGCCCGGCCGGCCCGGGCUGCAGGGCGAGCGGGGCUUCAUGGGGCUGGCGGGGCCCGUGGGCGCGCCGGGCCCCCAGGGCGGCCAGGGCGAGCGCGGCGACAAGGGCGACCGCGGCCCGGAGGGCGUGGGGCUGGAGGGCCCGCCCGGCCCGCGGGGGCUCCCAGGACCGUCCGGACCGCCCGGGGUGGGCGUGCCGGGCCGCGCGGGUGACCGGGGCGAGCCGGGGCGCGGCGGCCAGCAGGGCCCGCGGGGCUCCCCGGGGCCCCAGGGCCCGCCCGGCUUCUGCGAGUACUGCAACAUGGCGCCCCCGCAGAUGCAGGCGGGCAACUACAAGGGACCCUGAGCGCGCCGCGGCAGCCCGAAGAGGCGGACGCGGGUUCACAGGCCCGAUAAAGAUGCAUUUUACGUCAAGACGCACAGUCGCCAUCAGCUGGAUACCUAAUUUGUAUUUUCUUGAUCUCAAGAGUUUCGGGCAGGAGAGGAGCCUGUCUGGUGCGCUGGCUAUGGUUUUGAGCAUUGACUGAAAAGAAAGCCAUUUAUCAUAUUGACAUAUAGUCAAUUUAGAGGGAACAUUGAGUUUGAAACUGCGACGAGCAGCAUGGGGCAACAAUUUUGAUAUUUUUCAAUAAAUUUAUUUGAAGGGUA
Messenger RNA from Frankliniella occidentalis (western flower thrips), 3697 nucleotides. Its product is annotated as collagen alpha-3(IX) chain-like. NCBI's taxonomy places the organism in Eukaryota, Metazoa, Arthropoda, Insecta, Thysanoptera, Thripidae. The record is from RefSeq and is a predicted model, not a curated record. The transcript is spliced from 23 exons. Bases 294 to 3395 code for a protein of 1033 amino acids.